CAUAUCAAUAUUCUCAAAACCUCCGAGAGGAAGGAAGAAGAUCGAGUGCGAAUCCCAGAUCGCUUCAACCAUCUGGGCCUCGCUAAGAACUGUUUGUCCAGGAUUCUACAGUUCAUAACCAUCAUCUUCAUAAGCUUAUUCAUCAACAUCGGAGCAAUUUCGUCGCUAAUGGAGCUGGUAUUACUACAAUCUUCUCUGAAUGAGAGAGCCCCCCAUGGAAGAGCCGGGACUUGGCGUUGAGGCACUGGAAUCUAAGCCUCAACUUCGCAUAAUCGGAAGUUGAGUUCCUCAUUCUCCAUUCCCAUGGCGCUCCCCAGAAUCACGCUUGCCAAUCAAAACCUCUGUAAAUCACUCAAUUUCACAAACUCCGUUGCUAUUGCUUCACUUAUCUUCUGUGAAAGUCUACCUCCUGUUGUUAAAUCUUAUAGGCCUAUUUGUACGGAAGUGAUCAAUGUUCUUCCUCCUCUGGACGAAACCCACAUCAGUAAUAACUUCAUUUCCCUCUUCAGCCAACGAAAAUUUUCCCCAGAUGACCCGGAGCUGAAAAUUUUAGCUCCAAGACUCAACACUCAAAUUGUUGAAACUGUGUUGAAUGGCCUGAGGAGUUGGAAAAUUGCCCAUAUGUUCUUCAUUUGGGCUUCGAAACAGAAUGGGUACAGGCAUAAUUGCUAUACCUACAAUGCCAUUGCAUCAAUCCUAUCACGUGCUCGACAAAAUGCCCCACUGAGAGCAGUUGCUAUGGACGUCCUAAAUUUUCGAUGUUCGAUGACCCCAGGAGCAUUGGGUGUCUUUUUGAGAUGUUUGGGAAGCGUGGGGUUGGUUGAAGAAGCUAACUUUUUGUUUGAUCAGGUCAGAGCAAUGGGACUCUGUGUUCCGAAUAGUUAUAGUUAUAACUGUUUGCUGGAGAUUUUGUCCAAGGCAAAUUCUGUUGAUUCCAUUGAGACCAGGCUGAGUGAGAUGAAAUAUUGCGGGUUGGAGGUCGAUAAGUACACAUUGACGCCAGUUUUGAAGGCUUACUUCAAUUCUGGGAAGUUCGAUAAAGCUUUAAAUGUUUAUAACGAUAUGCAUGAGAGAGGGUGGGUUGAUGGGUAUGCCUUUUCUAUCUUGGCUUUAGCUUUUAGCAAGUGGGGUGAGGUAGAUAGAGCAAUGGAAUUCAUAGACAGAAUGGGAGAUCAAAAUCCUGGGCUAAACGAAAAGACAUUCUAUGCUCUGAUUCAUGGUUUUGUGAAGGAAUCCAGAGAGGAUAUGGCUCUUAAGUUGCUCGAGAAAAUGCAGAAGUUGGGUUUUAGUCCUGAUAUUUCAAUCUACGAUGUGCUGAUUGGAGCACUUUGUAAGAAGGGCACAUUUGAGAAAGCAAUGGCUUUGUUUUGGAAGAUGAAGUUGUUAGGAAUUGUGCCCGACAUCGAGAUACUUGCGAAGCUCAUAGCAUCUUGUUCUGAAGAGAGAGUUGUGAUCAUGUUACUUGAGGAAAGACCAGAAGAUAUAAAUGACGAAGCUAUGAUAUUGCUUUACAAUUCUGUGUUGACUUGGUUUGUUAAUGCUGGGUCAAUAGAUAGAGCUUGUUAUUUGCUUCGGUUUACGACAGGAAACGAUUUUCAUACUGAUGAUUUUCACAUAUGUGAGAUCCACCAAACUUUUAAGAAGGUAUUCCCUAAUACUGCUUCAUUCGGCAUUGUAAUCGAUGGCUUGCUAAAGAUGGGUAAGUUGGAUGUAGCAUUAAGCCUCUUUGAAGAUAUGAUUCGACUUGGUUGUGAACCAAACCAGUUACUUCAUAACAAUUUGAUAGAUGCACUGUGCAAAUCAGACAAAUUGGAGGAAAGUUAUAAUCUUCUGAGAGAUAUGAAGCAAUCGGGACUUCAACCGACACAUUUUACCCAUAAUUCAAUCUUCGGCUGCCUCUGUAAAAGAGAGGAUACCGUAGGGGCCAUUGAACUACUGAGGGAGAUGCGUGGUCACGGACACGAGCCAUGGAUAAAACAUUCUACACUCCUUGUGAAAAAACUUUGCAAAAAUGGGCGAGUCGUCGAAGCUUGUAAUUUUCUUGCUGAUAUGGUUUCUGAAGGAUUCCUCCCCGAUAUAAUUGCCUACUCUGCUGCCAUGGAUGGGCUAGUCAAGAUUCACGAAGUCGACCGUGCUUUCGAGAUGUUCCAAGAUAUCUGUACUCGUGGUUACCGUCCAGACGUGGUUGCUUAUAAUGUAUUGAUAAAUGGCUUCUGUAAAGCCGGGAGAGUUAGCGAAGCCCAGGAUUUUCUGAACAAAAUGACAGUUGCAGGGCUAGUUCCUACAGUUGUUACCUAUAAUCUACUUAUUGAUGGAUGGUGCAAAAGGGGUGAUCUUGAUCAGGCCAUCCUUUGUCUUUCCAGAAUGAAUGGAGAGAACAGGGAACCAACCGUCAUCACUUACACGACUUUGAUCGAUGGAUGCUGCAAUUCUGGGAGGCAUGAUGAUGCCGAAAUACUUUGGAAUGAAAUGCAGCAAAAAGGUUGCUCCCCCAACAGUAUAGCUUACAUGGCAAUUGUGCACGGUCUUUGCAAGUGUGGCAGGCCCGACGCAGCUCUUGUUUAUUAUCGAAUGAUGGAAGACAAGCAAAUGAAACCAGACAGUUAUGUCUCUGUUGCAUUGGUUGAUGCUUUCAUAUCGAAUCAAAACUUCCCCAUGGCUCUUAACAUAUUAGAGGAGGCAGUUGAGAAAGGAAACGUUCCCGAUCCAACUGACAAGACCUAUGUCACCAUAAGAGAUGCAAUAUUCAAAUUAUCUGAAGACGACCAAACUCGCUCGGGAGUUAAAUCGCUUAUCGAAAAGGGCAGCAUCCCAACAAUUGGUGUUUCAGACCUCAGAAGCUGAAGUCUGAAGUCUUUUCUGUUACCUUACUAAAGGGAGUUUGAUGAAAGUUCUGAUUGCAAAGGAAAAGGGAAAUCUUGAUACAUUUGCAAACCGGGUUGCCGGUUCGGUACUUCAAUCAUCCAAGGAUCGAUUUUCCAGAAUCCAGGCUACCUUCAUCAGUCAUCCUUGAAUGGAUGGAUACAUUUAGAAUUAAGGUUCUCUUCUCCAUUUUUUAUGCACAAGUUAAGUGCUUCAUGAUAAAUAAUAGAGUGAUUUAGGCUGAAGCUGCAAAUUUUGACAACCUUUAAAAGUCCAUACAAGUUGUAGAAUCCGAAGAUGCAAAUAGGAAAAGAUACUGCUUUGUUUUUUGGUGCAUCAUUGGCUGAGAAAUUGCUGUUGCUUAAAACUUUAGUGAUAAAUCAUUAAAAAUCAGCUUAAAGUUUAAACUUGUUAAGGUUGCUGAAAUUUGAUAC
Momordica charantia (bitter melon) is the source of this 3296-nucleotide messenger RNA. Its product is annotated as Tetratricopeptide repeat (TPR)-like superfamily protein. The record is from RefSeq and is a predicted model, not a curated record. Gene Ontology annotation, molecular function: protein binding; mRNA binding. NCBI's taxonomy places the organism in Eukaryota, Viridiplantae, Streptophyta, Magnoliopsida, Cucurbitales, Cucurbitaceae.